AGUACCAGACGUGUAGGCUGUGUAGAAUUCACUGAAGUAACCGAAACACGACUGGAAUUUCCCCCUCACUUCGACCAAACCGAACUGAGCGACAUAUCUGGCAGCUGAAGGACAGCCAUGGGGGCUCUCAGCCGGCAGCAAUUCUUUCAGGAGCUUCCUUUGGGCUGCUUGCUUCCGACUGCCCAACAGGGACUGCUGCAGGUGUGGCAGCUGCUGAUCAUGUGUUUAGCAUGCAGAUUGCUGUGGAGAAUUGGUCGCCUGCCUGCAUACAUAAAGCACCUCAGCACGAUUGCAUGUGGAUUUUACACCCUCUACCUGUUCUUUGGGUUGCACAUGGUUUGGGUGGUGCUGCUCAGUCUUCUCUGCUACCUCAUCCUUUUUCUGUGCCGCCACUCCAGCACUCGAGGCCCUUUCCUCUCUAUCACAGUACUCAUCUACCUCCUGCUGGGAGAGCUUCAUAUGAUGGACACAAACAGCUGGCACAAAAUGAGAGGUUCUCAGAUGGUUGUUGCCAUGAAAGCAAUCUCCCUUGCAUUUGACUUGGACAAAGGCACAGUGGAAAAAGUUCCUUCUCCAGUAGAGUUCAUGGGCUAUAUUUACUUUGUGGGCACUGUCAUAUUUGGGCCCUGGAUCAGCUUCAGCAGCUACAGGGAGGCAGUGAAUGGCAAAGAGCUUAGUGUCUCUUGGUUGGUGAAGGUGACCAGUAGCUGGAUAAAGAGCCAGUUAUGCCUGCUGAUCUCUAAUUGUGUUGCUCCUUAUCUCUUUCCCUACUUCAUCCCUGUCUUUGGAGACAAAGUGCUAAAAAAUAAGAAGAGGCGAAAGAACAGAGGUUUUAUUCCCAGGUUGUUGAUGGGCUAUGAACACAGCAUGGGCUUCCGUUUUAGUAAUUAUUUCGUAAGCUAUUUAAGUGAAACGACAACCACACUGUCAGGUGCAGGCUUCACAGAAGAGAAAGACCAUCUCAAGUGGGAUCUUGCAAUGGCUAACCCGAUGAAUGUUGAGUUUCCCAGGUCAAUGUCAGAGGCUGUUAUUUCCUGGAACCUGCCCAUGUCUCAGUGGCUCAAUAUUUAUGUGUUUAAAAAAGCUCUCAAAUUUGGGAAAUUUCAAGCCAUCCUCAUCACUUAUACAACCAGCACUUUGCUACAUGGCUUAAGCUUUCACAUCGCAGCUGUAUUAUUCACACUUGCCUUUAUGACGUAUAUUGAGUAUGUGCUGAGGAAAAGACUUUCCAUCAUCCUUAAUGCAUGUGUCCUUUCCAAGAGAUGUCCAUCUGACUGUAAACACCAAAACAAGAAGGCAUUUUGGGUUUAUUUUAUUAAUGGAGUAUUUAGUGUACUAACAGUGCUGCACCUCACCUACCUGGCCUCAAUCUUUGGGUCCAGCACUGAUGAUAUGGACUCAGAUGAGGAUGGUAUGACCAGUCACACUAUUCGCAAAUGGAGUGAACUCAGCUGGACGAGUCACUGGAUGACCUUUGGCCUUUGGGUUGUAUACCGCAUUAUUAUGUAAACUCAGACUAAAUGAUUAGAUGGACAGGUAGCAAAUAACAAAUCUACAGAUGAUUUAUUAUUUGCUUCUGCAGUGGUGGAAGACAAGCUCCUUAUGACUUCACUGUGAAUGCCUCAUGCACUGGAGUAAUAGAGAACAAAAACUCUAUCAAAUCUCAACUAAAUCUGAUUCUUGGGUCUGAAUGCUGUGGCACAUGAGCAACAUGGCACAUCAUUUCUUUUUUUUUUUUUCCUUUCACAUGUAGACAACACAAGGGUGAGCUCCAAGAUCUAGAACCUGGCAUUAUUCAUUUUAUGUAUAUGUAAUAUGAUAUAUUUAUCUUUUUAUAGUUGUAUAUAAUGCCACACAAUUGGAUCAUGACAACAUGAUUUUAAUCAAAAAACUAUUUACUGUGCAUUCACUAUUUAUAAGUGUUCUAAUUUAAACUUGCAUUGACUUUACACAGUUAAAGCAAUUUAAGCAUUAUGAGCAGUGCUUAUUUUUUGGAUAAACACUAAAAACACAUCCCCAGAUGAACAUGGAAUUGACCUAGCUAGCUUAAUAUUGCGUAGGGUCAAAGGCAAGGUCUGCUAAAAAUCAGUUAACUAUUUGUAUGUUUAGCUUAGUUUAAAAUAUCGGUGCAAUAAUCUGAUUCAAGUACCUCACACAUUAAAAGUGCAAUAAUUUACAAAUCCAGUCCCAAGCUCAGCAAAAAUAAUAUUCUCUAGAUGUAUGUGCAAAAUGUGUGUAUGUACAGGUAUUAGGUUUAGUAUUUUAUGGAAAAAGGCACAUAUCAUACUGUGCUUCACACACAAGUUCAGCAGCCUGUAUUUGCCCAUUUAAAGAGUAUUAGAGGUAUUUUUAGUGUGACCAUGAGCCAGUGGAGAUUCUAGUUGGUAUCUCUUUAUAAUGUGAAUUUACUCUGAUAUUGGACUGUUUACAUGAUUUAAUUAGAUAUUUAAAUAUUUAGUCACUGAUAAGUAAGUGAUGGAUUGGCACCCUGUCCACGGUGUACCCUGCCUCGUGCCCUAAGCCUCCUGGGAUAGGCUCCAGGUCCCCGCGACCCUGAAUACAGGAUAAAGAGGUAUAGAAGAUGAGUGAGUGGUAAGUUAUUGUAGAUCUUAUUAUUUGAUUUCUUUUCUUCUUCUUGUACUAAUAUUUUAGUCUUGUGAAUUUUAGCACAAUCAUGCUUUAGUAUAUUUUACAAUAACUUACAUUGUUUGUUUGUCUAUUCACUUAUUUGUAUAGCUGCAGUUUGACCUAUUAUUCUCGUGGUAGGCUAGACGGAUCAUCUAAUUUGUACUGAGAUGUGCUAAAUGGAGCAAUCAGCUCAAAUAUUUAAUCAUUUUCCCAUUUAUAUGUGUUUUUAUAAUCUUUGCUACAUUUGGAUGUUUUAUAAUGAUGAUUUUAUCCAUCCA
Messenger RNA from Clarias gariepinus (North African catfish), 2906 nucleotides. RefSeq names its product porcupine O-acyltransferase (gene porcn). Bases 118 to 1509 code for a protein of 463 amino acids. Gene Ontology annotation, biological process: lipid modification; canonical Wnt signaling pathway; protein palmitoylation. NCBI's taxonomy places the organism in Eukaryota, Metazoa, Chordata, Actinopteri, Siluriformes, Clariidae. Gene Ontology annotation, molecular function: Wnt-protein binding; palmitoleoyltransferase activity. The record is from RefSeq and is a predicted model, not a curated record. The transcript is spliced from 15 exons. Gene Ontology annotation, cellular component: endoplasmic reticulum; membrane.